CUCUACGCAUGCGUCAUCCAAGCUCUUUCAGUCGCUGUGUUUGGAGGUGUAGUACACGAAGAUGAAGAUGCUGCUGUUGCUUGCGGUUGUGGCUCUGUUCACCCUGGGUUCAGGAGAGGAAGGGGCCCGUCUGCUGGCCUCCAAAUCUCUGCUGAACCGCUACGCCGUGGAGGGCCGUGAUCUCACCCUGCAGUACAACAUCUACAAUGUGGGCUCCAGUGCUGCUCUGGAGGUGGAGCUUUCAGACGAUUCCUUCCCCCCAGAAGACUUUGGAAUUGUUUCAGGAAUGUUGAACGUCAAAUGGGACAGGAUCGCACCAGCCAGCAAUGUCUCUCACACAGUGGUGCUGCGCCCACUCAAAGCUGGAUACUUCAAUUUCACCUCUGCAUCUGUCAGCUACCUGGCCCAGGAGGGAGGACAAGUCGUGGUUGGCUUCACCAGUGCCCCAGGACAGGGAGGCAUCCUGGCUCAGAGGGAGUUUGACCGCCGCUUCUCUCCCCAUUAUCUGGACUGGGCUGCUUUUGGUGUGAUGACUCUUCCCUCCAUCGGCAUUCCUCUGCUCCUCUGGUACUCCAGCAAAAGGAAAUAUGAUUCACCAAAGGCCAAGAAGAACUGAGAAGAUGCUGGGAUGGGUUGGGUAUUGAAGGGUGGGGUGGGGUGGGGUGGUUAGGGGAUGGAAAUCCAAGUUUUGGGCACAGGAAUCACAGAAGUCUCAGAAUAACUUAAUAACCCAUAUUGGGGUGAAAGGUGAACAAAACAGUACAGUGACCAAGAAACACGACUGUGACGUGAUGUGAGAAGACGAAGAGAGAGCUUCAGAUCAGGAAGAAGAAGAACAACAACAGUUGCAGUUGAGGUGAAAGGCUUCACUCAUGACAUGAGCUUCACCAGCUGCUGCUCAUUCCUUCAUGUUAGUAAGAUGGGCUUCAUGUGACAGAACAGUUUAACUACCAGGUAAUGAUGUUAACAGGUUUUUGCAGUUUUGUCAUUGUGCUAAAUAAAUCAAUAAAAACAAA
Solea senegalensis (Senegalese sole) is the source of this 1016-nucleotide messenger RNA. It is a transcript of the gene ssr2, whose product is annotated as signal sequence receptor, beta. The record is from RefSeq and is a predicted model, not a curated record. Lineage: Eukaryota; Metazoa; Chordata; Actinopteri; Pleuronectiformes; Soleidae. Gene Ontology annotation, cellular component: endoplasmic reticulum; membrane. The transcript has 6 exons. Bases 62 to 616 code for a protein of 184 amino acids.